CGAGCCUCGAGAAAUGAAGAAGCCAGAGAAGAAGCACGAGACCACCGAACCUGCCUGGCGUUUUGUCGUUCUCCUGCGUCAAGCGGCAAGUCCACGCCAUGCGAGUCUGGUCCUUCAUGAUGGGUGUUGCGGGAUUUGCCGUCGGCGCCUUCUUCCUGUUGCUCUUGGAGCUGUUUGGCUUCUACAAGGUGGUGAAGCUUCCACUUAGGCCACGCACCAAGCCUUUUGCCAAGUUCCUUCCGAUUCACUUGCCCCAGAAGCUGCUGAGGCUGGUGCAACCCGGAAACUGGAGCAAGCAGCGAGGCUUCCUCAUCGUCGCCAACCUCUUGGCGCAGUUCUUGUUCCGGGAGUGGAAGGACAGCAUCUUCUUGCGCAGGUUGCUCCUGAGCGCCAUCAGCAAAGGUCUCCAGGACGCACAACGGGGUGCGACCGGAAGGAUAUUCGAGAGAAUCCAACUACGCGAGUUUGACCUCAACACUGAUUUCAUUACGUUCACGAAGAUAUCCGUCGACGACGUUAUUCUCCACGACACUUGGAAAACGCUCGAGGAAGUGGACAUCUUCAUCAGCCUGGACUACGCCGGCGGCGUGACUCUCGCCGUGGACGCCGAGCUCAUCAUCGGCGGCGUGGCUUCGCUGGCGGUCAAGGUGAACCACUUCUCGGCCAAGAGCCGCCUGCAGUUCUCCAGGAAGCCCUACACGCACUGGUCGUUCGCCUUUUACGAGGAACCAAAGAUCGUGAUCUCUGUGGAAUCCUCGCUCCAGGGCCAGAGCUUCCCACAAAUCGCUAACAUCAUCACCUCAACGAUCAAACGAACGCUGCGCAACAAGCACACGAUCCCCAGCUACAAGAUACGCAUCAAGCCGUUCAUCUUGCUGCCGGAGUUGCGUAUCGCGCCGCCGCUCCAGGAAAAGAUCAGUCACAGCGGCAAGCUCGAGGUCACCGUGGUCGAGUGCUCGAGGCUCGUACUCUGCGAGGGAUCCUUCCAGCUGUACUGCAUGGUCUCCAUUGAGGACUCGCAAUGGAUCAACGUGGACAACAUUGUCGGCACGUCUUGGAUACCCAUCGACCUCGAGAUAAACAAGGAAAGAGGACACGCCACUGGAGUCGAACUUAAGGAGAAAUUAAUAGAAGGAAGGUUUCGGGAAUGUGUCGUCGUGGACACCAUAGCGCCGAACUCUCCCUUUGCAGCUGGUGGACUUGUCGAGGGAGACCUCGUGGUGUCGAUCAAAGGCACGGAUGUGACCGACAUUAAGCAAGCCUACAAACUCUUGGCCAAACACGGUGAUAAAGUCACGAUGAAAGUGGAAAGAAAGUCGGAAUUCAAAUGGCACAAGCAACUGGAACAGCAGCCCCAAGCUCAGAAGACUGCCGAUCAAACAGGGCCAGCCCCGAAGGCAUCCACGAUACAGGAAACCAAAACCAAGAGUGCCAUCGUCGCCACGAAGACAACGCUGGCUAGUCUGCUCGGUGGCCAAAAGCCGAAGAAAAUUGGCGACAGUGAGGACAUUCAGACGCGAGCGAAAUCUAGGAACCAGCCCAUCGAGCGCACUCAGUUUGUUCUGUCGACAAGGGACCCUGUUUUCCUGGAAAAAUUCACGAUGGAAAUAAAGAACAACUUGAAGUUCAUCAAUGUCGGCAUAUUCAGCAAAGGCCAGAUCAUCAGCCUGCAUGGUAUGAAGAAGAGACCCUCUGACACCAUGUUGGCUUAUAACAGUAUUCCGCUCACGUAUGUCCUGGACGAAUGUCAGAAGACCACGCAGGGAUUCUUCGGUCCGGUGAUCAAGCUGCUCUGCCCCGAAUUCCAACAACUACCGAAGGACCUUAUCAAGUACUCCACGCUCAACGGAUUUGACCCGCGGCUGUGCUACGGCGACAUUACUCUUCACUUCGUCUUCAAAGGAGAGUACAAAUUCAAGGGCGGUCCCCAGCAGGACGUGGAGGAAGAGCACGACCUGAUGGGACUCGAAUCCAGCUGGUCGUCCACCACCAUGAAGACUCAAGCCUCGAAAAACUUGGCCCAUGUGUUCGAGGACGUCGCACUCAAGAAGAUCGUCGUCUGCAAGUACUGUGACAACCGGAUCUGGCUGGGUUACGGAUGCCGCUGCAAGGAAUGCAACAUGAUCGUGCACAACAAGUGCCUCCCACUGGCGCAGCAGAAAACGUUAUGCAAGCAAAAGAUUUGGCCGGACGAGGACGCCGUUGAUAACGAGAAAGAUGAAAAGGAGCUGGCCCGAAGAGGCGGCAAACCUGAAAAUACCGUGAGCCCGAAGAGAAAGGCGUCCAUGGCGUCAAGACUUUUUCAUGUGGCAGCGACUGAGACGAAGGCGCCGCCCGCGCCUCUCGUCGAGACGGACCGCGAGUUCUUCCGGAAGAUGGAGAUGUCGGACACGACGCACGGCCUCAACGGCGCGCUCAACUACCUCAGCAGCAAGCAGUACGGGCUGCGCAUGUACGCCGUUGCUGUCGAGGAGUCGAAGCACAUACACCGGGACCUGCCGCCCGAGGAGCGCAUCGAGCGAGUGCGCAAGGUGUACCAACGCCUGAAAGCCGUGUACGAGCGGGAAAAAGUGGAGCGCGAGAGGCUGCAGGCCCGGACCAAGACGCACCACGAUGGCGCGACUGCGAAGGCGCUGGCCGCCGCCGAAGAACGGGUCAAGAACCUCAACCUGCUGCUGCUUUACUACGCUUCCGGCCUGAAGUGCCUCUACGAGAACCAAGAAUCGAAGAAGCCGUGAUCACUCUCCCUUGACGUAGGCCUUCGGGCUUGCACGUCGCAGUGGUGCAUUCGUUUUUGGAGAUGUGAACGCACUUUCGAGAUGAACGUGGUCUGACGAAAUAAAACAGUAAUUCAAUG
This is a messenger RNA of Dermacentor albipictus, 2857 nucleotides long. RefSeq names its product PDZ domain-containing protein 8-like. Gene Ontology annotation, biological process: mitochondrial calcium ion homeostasis. Gene Ontology annotation, molecular function: protein binding. NCBI's taxonomy places the organism in Eukaryota, Metazoa, Arthropoda, Arachnida, Ixodida, Ixodidae. Gene Ontology annotation, cellular component: mitochondria-associated endoplasmic reticulum membrane contact site. The record is from RefSeq and is a predicted model, not a curated record.